Molecule: messenger RNA, 1451 nt
Organism: Cololabis saira (Pacific saury)
Lineage: Eukaryota; Metazoa; Chordata; Actinopteri; Beloniformes; Belonidae
Product: kelch repeat and BTB domain-containing protein 11-like
Exons: 2
Coding region: 154-1374 (406 amino acids)
Molecular function (GO): protein binding
Source: RefSeq, a predicted model, not a curated record
GGAGGAGUGAGCAGGAGUAGCCCUGCGGUCACCGACCGUCUUUGUGCCUACAAACCUCCACAGCAUCAGGACCACAGCAGCCCCCGCGACCCGGCUGAGCGGCGGAGGAGGAUGGAGGAACCGGGGGAGACGCUCCCGUGAGGGUGCAGGGGGAUGGCAGAAACCAAAGCGCCAAACAGAAUAAAGGAAAAAAGGGCGUCAACCGUGAUCGCUGGAUCAGAUCACCGUGGAGCCGCUGCAGACAUGUCCGCCGGAGCGCAGCCCCCCUCCGGCCCCGCGGAGCAGGACAUCAGCGCGGAGAACUGCUACGAACUCCUGGCCAGAGCCAAGCGGGACGGCGCGGACGCGGAGAAGGAGCGGCUGUACGGGUACAUGAGCGCACACUUCCUGCAGGUGCUGCGCAACCCCGCCGUGUACGGCCGGCUGACGGCGGGGGAGCGGGAGCUGAUCCUGGCGCGGAGGAUGGAGGGCAGGGAGGUGCUGGCGGUGGCGGAGACCUGGGAGGAGCAGGAGCGCGGCCGGGGCCACGGGGACGCCCGGGCGCAGGACGGGGCGCAGGACGCGCGGCGCGUCCUCCAGCUCCGGCCGGACCCGCCGCGCUGGGAGCCGCUCACCCAGCUGCCGGCGGGGGUCCCGGCCCGGGGCUCCGGCAUGGCCACCCUCUACAACUACCUGUUCGUGGCCGGAGGCGUCACCACGCAGCCGGACGGCAGCUCGCGCGCCUCCGACCAGGUGUUCUGCUUCAACCCGCUGACGGGCGCGUGGAGCCGCGCCCGCGCGCUGACACAGCCGCGGUGCCAGCUGCGGCUGGUGUCGCUGGACGGACACCUGUACGCCAUCGGCGGGGAGUGCCUGUUCUCCGUGGAGCGCUACGACCCGCGGGCGGACCGCUGGCGGCAGGUGGCCCCGCUGCCCAAGGGCUCGCUGGCCGUGGCCCACGAGGCCGCCGCCUGCGGGGGGGGCCUGUUCGUGUCCGGGGGGUCGCUCUUCUACCGCCUGCUGCGCUACGACCCCCGCAGGGACGACUGGGAGGAGUGUCCGUUCACGGAGAGCCGCCGCCGCGCCGCCGGCAUGGUGGCGCGCCGCGGCGUCGUGUACCGCUUCGACGUGGACCGGGAGCGGGCGGAGGUGAGCGUGGACAGGUACAACACGGUGGUGAAGGUGUGGCUGGGCGGCGCCAGCUUCCCGCUGACCAUGGAGAACCAGCAGCCGUUCCGCUGCGCGUUGCUAGGCGACCGCGUCUACUGCGUCAGCCGCAGCCACGUGCUGCAGUUCGAGCUGCGCGAGGAGCGCGAGGGCUUCCUGCCCGAGGUGCUGCCCGCCCCCGGGGGGGCCAGGGGGGCCCUGGAGCCCUUCGUGCUCACCGUCAACUAGGGAUGGGCGGUAUGGACUAAAACAUGUAUCACCAUCAUUUCUGGCAUUUAUCCCCAUAACGAUAAAAAUUACGAUAA